AUGGACGAAUGGUUCGUUAAGCGCAAAGGCUUCGCCUACGGCAUUAUGUGGUCGGGCACAGGCCUUGCCGGUUUUGUGCUCCCCUUGUUGCUAGAACACUUGUUGGGACGCUACGGUUUCCGUACGACCCUGCGCAUCUGGGCCAUAGCGCUGCUUGUUAUGACCAUGCCCCUAGCCUAUUUCAUUAGGCCCCGGCUGCCGCCUACGCCUACGACGCAUAGCAAGGCGUUCGAGAUGAGCUUCGCCCUGAAGCGCACGUUCCUCUUAUACCAGGCUGCCAAUAUCUGCCAAGCUCUCGGCUUCUUCCUCCCGAGCAUCUAUCUCCCAAUUUAUGCCCGCACCAUCGGCGCCGGUUCCUUUGGCUCGGCUCUUACCGUCCUAUUUAUUAAUGUUGCCUCCGUCUUUGGUUGCGCCGCCAUGGGCUCCCUUACCGAUCACAUCCAAGUCACCACCUGUCUCUUCAUCUCGGCUAUUGGCACCGCGCUGGGCACAUUCCUUCUGUGGGGCCUUGCCACGAAUCUCCCUGUCCUCUUCGUCUUUUGCCUUGUCUACGGCCUCUUCGCCGGCUCGUACGGUUCGGCCUGGACUGGUAUAAUGCACCAAAUCACGUCGGAACCGGCUCCGUCUGGGAUGAGCAGACGGAGCACAGGCGGCGGGGCCACCUUUGAUCCCACCAUGGUGCUGGGCCUCCUGUCUACCGGGAGGGGCAUCGGCAGUGUCGUGUCGGGCCCGCUGAGCCAACUUCUCACCAAGGAUCUACCUUGGCACGGCAAGGCGUUUGGCGGUUACGGAACGGGAUAUGGGCCAUUGAUUGCGUUUACGGGGGCUACAGCUGCUAUGAGCGGCAUCACGUUUGUCUGGAGGAGGCUCGGAUGGAUGUAA
Hirsutella rhossiliensis is the source of this 882-nucleotide messenger RNA. Its product is annotated as major facilitator superfamily domain-containing protein. NCBI's taxonomy places the organism in Eukaryota, Fungi, Ascomycota, Sordariomycetes, Hypocreales, Ophiocordycipitaceae. The transcript has a single exon. Gene Ontology annotation, biological process: transmembrane transport. Bases 1 to 882 code for a protein of 293 amino acids. Gene Ontology annotation, cellular component: fungal-type vacuole membrane. The record is from RefSeq and is a predicted model, not a curated record. Gene Ontology annotation, molecular function: transmembrane transporter activity.